CAUGAUUGAAUAAAUUUGUCCCUUUCGAAUAAAUAAUUCUCGAUAAUCGUCGGCCGUUCUCCCCGUCGACCGUGCAACUUGCCGCCGGUGUACUGACAUUUUGAUAGCAUCACAGUCCGGUGGCAAUUGGAGCUCAGAAUUUCCUUCAGUGUAUGCAGAUACAUACAUGGAAGGGAAAAAAUGGUUAGAGGUGCUUAUUUUAACAUGCUUAUUUGCAUUUUCAACUGCUAGAGAACUCAAAGACAAAGCGAACCACAAGUAUCGAUCACCAGUUUACAAUCACACACUAGCCACUAUAUUGGUGGAAUAUGCUUCGGCAGUCUAUAUGAAUGAUGUGACAGAACUAUUUACUUGGACAUGCUCGAGAUGUGAUGGUUUAACCGAGGGGUUUCAAAUGAUAGAGCUGAUUGUUGAUGUGCAGCACUGUCUGCAGGCAUUUGUUGGAGUGGCUGAGAACCUUAAUGCCGUUGUUGUUGCAUUCAGAGGAACUCAGGAAAACAGUAUACAGAACUGGGUUCAAGACCUAUAUUGGAAGCAACUUGAUAUAAAUUAUCCUGGAAUGGAUGAUGCAAUGGUACACCAUGGUUUCUACUCUGCUUAUCACAAUACAAGUCUACGGCCUGAAGUGCUAAACUCUGUGAAAGAAGCACUAGAGUUAAAUGGAGAUUAUCAAAUUAUGGUGACAGGGCAUUCAAUGGGAGGAGCUAUGGCUGCUUUUUGUGGACUAGAUCUCACUGUCAAUUAUGGUUUUGAAAAUGUUCAAGUCUUGACAUUUGGACAACCUAGAAUUGGCAAUGCGGCUUUCGUUUCCUACUAUAGCCAGUUUGUGCCUAAUACUAUUCGUGUUACACAUGAUCAUGAUAUCGUUCCUCAUUUGCCCCCAUACUAUCACUACUUUCCUAAAAAGACGUAUCAUCAUUUCCCAAGAGAGGUCUGGCUGUAUAACAUUUGUCUGGGAAGUUUAGUUUAUCCAGUUGAGAAGGUUUGUGAUGGUUCCGGGGAAGACUCAAGUUGCAGCAGGUCAGUGUCGGGGAACAGCAUUUCAGAUCACCUGACAUACUAUGGUGUUCAACUAGGAUGCGAGGAAUCAGCAUCGUGUAAAUUCUUUAUGGAUCCUCGUGUUUCCUCUUACGGGACUCAAGAUCGUAAUGGAAAUAUUGUUUUACAUAGAGAUAUUUCUGCCUCUGUGUUAAUGAUGAACUCAAAAUCCACUAAACAGAGUGUAUCUUUGUAACUAUAGAUACAAAGUUGCCCUUAUGGAAAUUAGUUGUCUUUCUUUGAGGCAUGCAGUUUGAAAAUGUAUAAUAGCCUGUGAAUGAUGCUGCUGAGCCCAAACUGGAAAGCUUAUACUGUUCUUUGUAUAUGUACCACAACUUUUCACCAUGUAAAUAACAUUACUUUUUUACUGUCCCAUUAGUGUCAAAAA
Molecule: messenger RNA, 1426 nt
Organism: Ipomoea nil (Japanese morning glory)
Lineage: Eukaryota; Viridiplantae; Streptophyta; Magnoliopsida; Solanales; Convolvulaceae
Product: probable feruloyl esterase A
Exons: 11
Coding region: 167-1234 (355 amino acids)
Biological process (GO): lipid metabolic process
Source: RefSeq, a predicted model, not a curated record